Hymenoscyphus albidus is the source of this 1094-nucleotide messenger RNA. The record is from the annotation of a GenBank genome assembly. Lineage: Eukaryota; Fungi; Ascomycota; Leotiomycetes; Helotiales; Helotiaceae.
CAACUCCAACAUGGGAAAUCCCCAAGCACCACACAACCCCCGAUGCAAGACCAUGCGCGUAUCUCCCCCGCGCUGGUCGAGACCAUAGCAGGCCUCUCGGCGGGCACAAUAUCAACCCUCGCCGUCCAUCCGCUAGAUGUAAUCAAAACGCGUCUGCAAAGUAAAUAAUCUGUCCUACCCCUCAAUGUGCCCCUGCUAACCUAACCCAUGUACCAGUCCAACGCAAUACCUCCUCGUCUCCCGUCAGCGCAUAUGGGAUUCUAAAAAAGCUUUUGCAGAAUGAACGACCGGUACAAAGUCUGUAUAGGGGAUUGACGCCGAACUUAAUUGGGAAUGCGAGUUCUUGGGCUAUCUUCUUUUAUUUCAAGAGUGUAGUUGAAAGGAAGCUUUGGGAGUUUCAUAAUCGACCUUCCUCGUCUUCUACCAGCCCAGGCAAUACACCACUCAAAGGCAACCAAACUGGAAGGGAGACGGUAGGACUUUCGCCACUGGACUACUUCCUCGCCUCCGGAAUCUCAGGAACCAUCAUAACCCUCUCCACGAAUCCAAUAUGGGUCCUCAAAACGCGAAUGCUGAGCUCAGAUAAAGGCUCUGAAGGCGCUUAUCAAGGGGUUGUACAUGGCACGAGGCAUUUGUACAAAUCAGAGGGGUUAAGGGGGUUUUAUAGGGGUAUAGGUAUCAGUAUGGUGGGAAAUGUUCAUGGAGCUGUACAGUUCGCUGUUUAUGAACCACUAAAGAAUGGGUGGAAGAAAUUCAUCGCUAAAGACAAAGUAGGAGGAGGGGAAGAGGAGGAAAAGCUAGGAACUAGGGCGACAUUGAUUAUUAGUGGACUGGCGAAGAUCACUGCUGGGACGGUUACUUACCCGUAUCAAGUUAUACGAAGCAGGAUCCAAACCUAUCACGCGGAUGAGAAGUUUGGAAAGGGGAUUAGGGGUGUGGCGACUAAAGUUUGGCAGGAAGAGGGGUGGAGGGGGUUCUAUAAAGGUCUUGGGACGAAUGUUCUGAGGGUUUUGCCGUCUACUUGGGUGACGUUUUUGGUGUAUGAGAAUGUGCGAUAUUAUCUCCCAAGGUGGGAUGGAUAUCUGGAUAGAUAA